Molecule: messenger RNA, 1083 nt
Organism: Mucor mucedo
Lineage: Eukaryota; Fungi; Mucoromycota; Mucoromycetes; Mucorales; Mucoraceae
Exons: 2
Source: RefSeq, a predicted model, not a curated record
AUUGUUCUUCCUUGGCGCCACCGUCCUGGCACUGACAUGAUUUCCAAGCUCGUUUUACAAGAAAAACCAAUUGUCAAUGUAGUCGUCGAAUAUGUAAUUGGAACCAGAGCUAAAGACAAGUACAAAGCCAAUCCACCUGAAUGGAUCAAUGGGACAAGAUCUGAUGUUCUCUUUACCUGUGAUGAAAACGAUAGUUCCUUGCCUCCUGUCCUCAUCGAAGUACAACACGUGGUUGACGAUAAUUUUAUGCGACGUCUUCUUGGCUACUGCCUUUCUCUUGAGAAGCAAUAUGGUGUUCUACCAAUCGUUUUGAUUUUCCCCGUCUCCUCCAUUAAAUUUGAAGUAUUGAACCGAAUCAGAAAGCGCAAAUCUCAUCCAUUGCUUAUCCACUAUCCCUGCCAUCCUUGGGCACAAGCUUGCUUUAUAGUUGACCGAAACGGUUUAGAAGAAAACCUGCAGCAGCCUUUGAUCCCAUUUGCCAGUGUAUGUUUAUUCUUGGUACGACAAGAUUUAUCCCUCCUUCGCUCACCAUAUAAUUCUGAUCAAACGAUGCAGCUCUUAUACCGUCUGGCUCAGCAUCAUGUUGGAACUACCAUUUUGGAUCAUGAUCACAUCACUGACGAUGUUUUGUCCUUUUGCAAUGAAACGAAGACUCGGCUGGAAAAAAUACUACGCCUUCAAGAAAACGACCAUGACAAAAAUGAGGCUAUAUCAUGUCUAAAAAACACACUUUUAUUAGUCGGUUCAUACCAAGAAAAGUUCAAACAACCUUGUAUUGCCGCUGAUUCUUACCCUGAGUUAUCACCAUCACCAUCACCAUCCACUACUUCCCACACUUCCCACACUGACCACCCUGACCACACUGAGCCAUCCACUUCUGCUGCCUCCCCUCCUCCUCAUUUACAGACACAGCUCCAAAAAACUGACGCUAACUGGGACUUUGUGGAAAAUUGUAUUCAAAAGCUCAAUGGAGAUCAGACUUCUUGGAAAGCUGUAUACCAGCAAGGGAAAAGUCAGGGAUUGUUUACUACCUAUUCCAAUGUUGCAUCCAUGAAACGUUCCUAUUACCGAACAAAAAAAUGA